This is a messenger RNA of Branchiostoma floridae (Florida lancelet), 701 nucleotides long. RefSeq lists its product as uncharacterized. The transcript is spliced from 3 exons. Bases 94 to 672 code for a protein of 192 amino acids. Lineage: Eukaryota; Metazoa; Chordata; Leptocardii; Amphioxiformes; Branchiostomatidae. The record is from RefSeq and is a predicted model, not a curated record.
CUCAACAUGUGGAUGCGUUCUAUUGACAAACUGAAGCCCGCGAAGUUCUGACUGAAUUUAUGACAGGUCUCUAUCAAACAGUAGUCUAAAGUCAUGAAUUAUCGUUACCUGGCUGACAGGACCUUCGGAUCGUCCGCAGGGUGGAUCUCUAGACACCAGAGAGCAUCUACGACACAGAAUAUACACAACAAGUUGCAAACGGUCCCGAGAGCGCGCCGAGGCUCUCAUGCCGCCAGGUUUUCUCAGCCUCUACCCGAGGGUCUGAUGUGGUUUCCUGGGAAACGCUUCCGAUGUGGGGAGGACGACUGCGACAAGGAGUUCCCUACCAUGCGGGGACUGGCCUUUCACCUGAGGUCCCACAACAGGCCCAUGAGAUACUACAGGUGCAAGAGGUGUGGCUUCCGCAGCCAGGACAAGAUACUGGUGGAUCUUCACAGGGUAGUCUUUCACAAUCAUCCCUACCGCAGACACCGCAGCAACAGCUCUGCCGGCACAGAGUGUUCCUCCCGCUUUGGGCAUCCUCACAACAGUAACCGUUCGACCAGACAGGGGAGUGUAGGGGACACCGGAUGCAGUGAUGUUGAGUACAAUGGACAGGUUAGAAUGUACAAAUUCGAAGAUAGGAACAACAACACUGAGAAUACUUUGAACGUUAACAAGAAGGUAAACUAGAAGGUAAAAUGGAGUUAAACUUUGGUAAG